AUGUCAAACCCAGCCGAGAGCACCGAUACUAACAAUGCCACCGAACCUCGCCCAAAUCUGAUAAUCUUCAUGCCAGACCAGCUACGAUACGACUCACUAGGUUGUUUUGGAAACCCUCAUGUUCAAACCCCCAACAUCGACGCCUUCGCCACCCAGGGCACCAAAUUCACCAAUUGCUACCUCCAAGCCACAACCUGCUCGCAAAGCCGCUGCUCGUUAUAUACCGGGCAGUACCCACAUGUCUCCGGCCAUCGCAGCUUAACCAACCUGAUCAAACCCUGGGAGCCAAACAUGUUCCGCGCCCUCAAGGAAAGCGGCUACCACGUCGCAUGUCUAGCCCCCCGAGGCGACACAUUCGCACCGACAGUCACCGAGUUGAGCGUGACCGAGUACGGCUUCUUAGUCCCGCCCGAGACCAUGCCGCAAUUUGCAGGAGGGAAUGAACCGACAAGAUCCGAGGAUCUACUGGACCGACUAUUCUACAAAGGACUGCGAGACCAGGAAAAGGCAGUUGAUUAUGAUGAGGCAGCCGUACAAUCAGCCAUCAAAUGGCUCGAACAUCCCCCGCAAGGCCCCUGGGUCCUCUAUCUACCAUUAAUAUUCCCGCAUUGUCCAUUCCAAGUCGAAGAACCAUUUUUCUCGAUGUACGAUCGGGCCAUGAUGCCCAUUCCCUCCAAGCCCGAGAACAAGACGGGGUAUGAGCCGCGAUAUUUUGAGGAGAACCGGAAGCGAUAUGGGACGGAGCGGGCCACGGAUGGCAUUUGGGCUGAGAUUAUUGCUACGUACUACGGCAUGAUAUCGCGUCUUGAUGGGCAAUUUGGUCGGGUUAUGGAUGCCGUAACGGGGACGGGGUUGUCAGCGAACACUGUUACUGUCUUCUACACGGACCACGGCGAGUAUCUGGGUGACCAUGGCAUGAUUGAGAAAUGGCCCAGUGGGGUGUCGGAAGUCCUUGCUCGAGAACCGCUCAUUAUUGGAGGUGCUGGGCUGCCAGUUGGGGAAACGAAUGAUGAGAUUUGUGAGAUGGUGGAUCUUCUUCCAACUAUUCUGGAACUGUGCAGUGUUCAAGAAUCGUUUCCUCACAAUGGUGUGUCUUUGCUCCCGACGCUUCUUCGCAAAUCGAAGCAUCCGAAGCAGUAUGCAUAUACCGAAGGGGGAUUCCUUGUCUCGGAGGAGCCGUUACUUGAACAAGCGCCCUAUCCGUACGAUAUUAAAUCAACGCUUCAACAUGAAGAUACAGAGAUUGUUGGCAAGGCAGUUGCUAUGAGAAGCGCCGAUUGGACGUAUGUCUAUCGAUUGUAUGAGCCGGCUGAGCUGUACAAUAGAAAGACUGAUAUUGCGGAGCUUCAUAAUCUCGCCGCCGAUCCGUCGUAUCGUCAUAUUGUUCAAGAAAUGCAAGGGGAAAUGUUCCGGUGGAUGGUUGAGACGGCUGACUUCCUUCCUUUGAAAAAGGAUGCUCGAUUUCCGCCUGUGGAGCUUGAAAGUCCAGAGAAGCAGUAUGAAAAGAGAAUUCAGACUCUGUGA
Messenger RNA from Penicillium nucicola, 1524 nucleotides. RefSeq lists its product as uncharacterized. Gene Ontology annotation, molecular function: iduronate-2-sulfatase activity. The transcript has a single exon. The record is from RefSeq and is a predicted model, not a curated record. Lineage: Eukaryota; Fungi; Ascomycota; Eurotiomycetes; Eurotiales; Aspergillaceae. The coding region runs from base 1 to 1524 and encodes 507 amino acids.